Miscanthus lutarioriparius is the source of this 837-nucleotide messenger RNA. The record is from the annotation of a GenBank genome assembly. Lineage: Eukaryota; Viridiplantae; Streptophyta; Magnoliopsida; Poales; Poaceae.
AUGGCGCACGCGGCAGCCGCCGCCGCCGUGCCGCUACGUCGUCCGCUCCUCUUCCUCAAGGAGGCCCGCCUCCUGUCCUCACUCGCGGCCCCCUUACCUGGCCUCCGCCACCCUCGCGCCCUCCGUCCCGCAGGCCGCCCCUUGCCCUCCGAUGCCGAGGACACCGACGAUCCAGACGCCGGCGGCGGCGCCGGCGCCGCCGCCGUGUCCUUCAAUAAGAGCCGCAACGAGCUGAAGCGGGAGGCCCGCCGCGCCGUGAAGUGGGGAAUGGACCUCGCCAACUUCUCCCCGCCUCAGAUCAAGCGCAUCCUCAGUGCCGCGUCGCUGGAGCGCGAGGUGUUCGAUGCGCUCAUGCUCGUGAAGAAAUUUGGGCCGGAUGUGCGGGAAGGAAAGAGGAGACAGUUCAACUACAUCGGAAGACUUCUGCUGCGCAAUGCACAACCAGAAUUGAUGGAUACUCUAAUACAGGCUUCCAAGGAUGGAGAUGAGAGCAAGUUACAUACCUUACUUAGUGAAGGUACAUUGUUGGUGGAAGAGGAGGAAGUGGAGGACCUACCUGACGAAGAAGAGGACAAUCAAGAGUAUAUGAAAAUUGCAGAUAGAUGGUUUGAUGGCCUCCUUUGCAAAGACAUUUCGGUUACUAAUGAAGUUUACUCUAUCCAUAGUGUUGAAUUCGAUCGUCAGGAACUGCGAAAGCUUGUGAAGAGAGCUCACAUGGUCCAAGAAAACACGCACAAUAAAGAUGGGGAAGAUUCUAAUGUGAAGCUUUCUGGAGCAAAGAAGCCACUUAUGAGGUUCCUUCGUUCCCUAGCAAAGGAGGCUUAUGCUGCUGCAUAG